Molecule: messenger RNA, 1904 nt
Organism: Tremella mesenterica DSM 1558
Lineage: Eukaryota; Fungi; Basidiomycota; Tremellomycetes; Tremellales; Tremellaceae
Exons: 5
Coding region: 87-1328 (413 amino acids)
Biological process (GO): proteasome-mediated ubiquitin-dependent protein catabolic process
Cellular component (GO): GID complex; nucleus; cytoplasm
Molecular function (GO): ubiquitin protein ligase activity
Source: RefSeq, a predicted model, not a curated record
CUUUACUCCAUCUACCUGACUCUUACUCGUACUCUUCAACAUUGUGACCACCUGUGGGGUCAAGAAGCGUUGAAAAGAGAAACAUCAUGUCUACGAUUGACAUCUCAACGGCUCUCUCAACUCUUCAAUCUUUAUCUUCUUCCCCUUCCACUUCAGCUUCUGGACCUUUGACGGUGUUGAUAGAUGAUCAUCUCACUCACGCCAAGCAGAGGUUGAUCAACGGAGAAAACCCUUCGGAGGUAGUGACCGAUCUUCAGAAGAAUGUUUUGAAAGCGAAGAAAGAAGUGGAUAGAGGUUUGAAGGGAUGGUAUGCUGCUUUAGGAGGAGUAGGGAGAGCGGUUGAUAAGACUUUCCCUCCACAACUCUCAUCAAUGUCAUCAGCAUAUGACGAUCCUCCUCUGUUUUCUUCUCCUCCGGCAAAAGAAGCUCUAGAUUUUGUCGUUCUUGAUUCAUUGGGACGUAGAGGGUUGUGGGAUGCGGUGGAGGCUUUGGAGGAGGAAUUAGGAAUCCAAUAUGAUGAAGAGAAGAGAAAGUUGAGUGAGGAGAUGCAUAAAAUCAUUGAGGACAUCGAGAGAGGUGAUGUGGGAUCUGCUCUAGAAUGGUGUCAAACUAACAAAUGGUUCCUCUCUUCCCCUCAACAUCCCUCUGCUCUCCCAUACCAUCUCCACAAAUACGUUUUUCUAUCCCUUUCUAUCCCCCACGAAGCAUUAUCAUACGCUCAAAAGAAUCUAAUGAUUUACAUCCCCACUCAACCGGUAUUACAACUAGUCACUUCCUGCUUAUACCCUCAUCUCCCAUCUAAUACAUCCAAUACCUCAUCAUCCAUUCCUUCACUUCAAUCAGUAGCUUCAAAUCCCAUGAAGACGAAUGGUGUUUCAAAUACGAACAAUCAUCCGGAAACACCCUACCAAUCGGAAAAUUCUCCUUCUUUGGUCGCGCUGUUUCGAACGGAAUUUUGUAGACGACAUGGAUGGCCUAAAGAAGAUCCUCUUGAGGUAGUGGUAGAUCUAGGAAGUAGGGGCGGAGCAUUGGGUGUGAUUGAGAAAGCUAGAAGAUUGAUGGGUGAUCAUUUGGGAGGAGUGAGAACUUGGACAGAGUUACCCAUGCAAGUCCCUUUACCUCCUUCGAGAAGAUAUCACUCCAUAUUCGUUUGUCCCGUAUCGAAAGAACAAGCAAGUGAAAUGAACCCUCCAACGAUGUUGAGUUGCGGCCAUGUUAUCGCUGAAGAGAGUUUCAAUAGGUUGUUGAAAUCUGGUCGUCGACCUGCUAAAUGCCCUUAUUGUCCCACGGAAACCUCUCAAGCAGCCGCGCAAAGAUUAUACUUCUGACCACUUUGUUCACACUCUCAUCGAUAAACGACUUGGUAGUUCUACUGUUUGACGAGUUCGACGGCCGACGGUGCAUUCCCAAAGGUCGACGAUCAGACCUGUUUGGUAAUGAAAAAGACUCGAUACGUUACCGCCGCUAAGACAAGCAAUCGGUCUCCACAUAUUCUAGCAAUCAGGCUGAUCGAACGAAAAUGCUGUACUUGGACUACCUGGACGAUCAUAUCCAAGCGCUCAUGAUCGAUACUUCGACGGCUCAAUGAACUGGCGGGAACGGAUCAACGGAAUGCUCAAUGCAUCAUCUACAGAUUUACGACAUGCGGGUUCAUGACAAUAUAUACAAUUGGCCUCUUGUUUUCAGCCUUGGGAAGAUAUGAUGGGUGGACAGGGAUGGGGCUGAUUCGUGAGGGUGUGAUGAGGGGACAUAGCGGGAUCAUGGAUCAUGAGGAGUUUCGAUGAGCAGAGGCAGCGUUUGUGAAGGACUAUUAGGGAUAAAUGGAGGAAAGGAAGUCGUUGAAGAUGAAGUUGAUAAAUCUUGUAAGAUCAGGGAAUAAAUGUUGUGAUGCUAGAAUCAACUGU